UCUUAGUUUGGAUGAAAACUUCAGUUGAGUGUGAAACUCAAUGGGAAGGUGAACGCGAACCAUGAAGCUCCUGUAGAAAGUGCCCAAAGUGUUUGGAAUAAAGCCGCCGGAGACUGCAGGAUCCCUCCUCAAACUUUUAUCGGUCGAAAACUAUUCAUUGAGCACAAGAUGAUGUCUGACGCCAGCGAUAUGUUGGCAGCAGCCUUGGAGCAAAUGGAUGGGAUCAUAGCAGGCUCCAAGGCCAUGGACUACUCCAACGGGCUGUUUGACUGCCAGUCGCCCACUUCACCUUUCUUGGGUGGCCUCCGGGUGCUGCACCUUCUGGAGGAUCUGCGGGGAGUGCUGGAGCUCAUGGACAACGAGGAGCGGGACAACCUGCGAUGUCAGAUCCCUGAUUCUACUGCAGAGGGGCUGGCAGAGUGGCUACAUGGACGAAUGAGUAACGGACACAGCACAGAAGCAGUUUACCAAGAACGUCUGUCACGACUGGAGAGUGACAAAGAGUGUCUUAUUCUUCAGGUAAGUGUUCUGACAGACCAGGUGGAGGUGCAAGGUGAGAAGAUACGGGACCUAGACACCUGUCUAGAACAUCAUCGGGAGAAACUAAAUGCUACUGAGGACCUGCUGCAACAGGAGCUGUUGAACCGGACAACACUGGAGACCCAGAAGCUGGAGCUGAUGACCGAGGUGUCCAGUCUGAAACUGAAGCUUACGGCGGUGGAGAGAGAUCACAGGGACAAUGAGGGCUUGUAUCAGGAAGUAACGGACCUGCGGUUCAGGGUGACUGACAUAGAGAAUGAAAGACUGCAGUGUGAGAAGAAACUCAAAGCUACCAAAGAGGAGCUGCAGCUUCUGCAGAGGCAGCUGGAGGAGCGAGAGGUGGAGCUGAGGAGGCUGAAGGAGGAGAGCAGACUGAGGGUGGAGAGUCUCAGCAGGGCUGAGGGAGGAGAGAGCGAUACAGAAGUGUUGAAGAUGAAGAUGGUGUUGGAGUCGCUGGCGUCUGCCAACGAUGAGAAGGAACGAAGGAUAAAGGAGCUGGAGGAGUCACUCACAAAGUGCAGGAAAGUUCAGGAGCUGGUCAAAGAGAAGUUAAAGGAGGACGACUAUGACGAUAUCCCGGAUGAUCCCUCGCUUCCUGUAUCCAUGGAGGUGGAUCAGGUCACCCUGGUGUUGGAGGGGGAGGCAGGAAGGAGCUCGGGCGAGUCUAUUCCGUGUAUAGCCGUGCUCUCUGAAAUGAAUGACCUGGACAGAGAACGACAGUUGCAGGCAGCCGAAAGUUCAUCAGACGUCCCACAGCCGGGCAGCUCAGCCACAAGCAGCAGCACUGACCAGGUCAGAAAUAAAGCAGGACCUGGCUCCUCACCUCCUGUCAGAGCAAACACCACAGCUGAUGACAGUUUUGGUACCAAGAAAGCCCGCUCCUCUUUCGGCCGUGGCUUCUUCAAGCUGCGUGGAGGCAAGCAGACGGCCAGCGUUCCAAACCUGGACCGCACCCGGAGUGUCAGUGCACCUGCGUUAGCUGAGACGGAACGUAAAGGCACCGAGCACCUGGACUUGGCCGGUGUCCCUUCAAGGAAAUCCCACGAUGGAGCUCCUCUGCCGUCCUCACCUGAGACCAAAAAGAAGUCCAAAGGCUUCAUGAAAUUUUUUGGCAGACUAAAGAGGAGUCACUCCACCUCCUUCAACCUGGAUGAUGCAGAGAUGGAGUUCAGGAGGGGAGGAGUCAGAGCCACGGCCGGCCCUCGACUCGGCUGGUCACGUGAACCUAAACACAAUGCUGUCGAUGUUCCUUUCUCGCGGUGGAGUAAAGAUGAAGUUUGUGCGUGGCUGCAUGAGCAGGGUCUGGGGUUAUAUGUUGCUCAGGGUCAGAGCUGGAUCAAAUCAGGACAGACACUACUGCGGGCGUCACAACACGAUCUGGAGAAGGAAUUGGGCAUGAAGCAGCCUCUCCACAGGAAGAAGCUGCAGCUGGCUCUGCAGUCUCUCGGGUCAGAGGAGGAGGAUCUCAAGGGCAGACUGGACCACAACUGGGUGACCAGGUGGCUGGACGACAUCGGCCUCCCGCAGUACAAAAGUCACUUUGACGAGGCCCGUGUUGACGGACGCGUGCUGCACUACCUGACAGUGGACGACUUGCUGUCUCUGAAGGUGGGCAGUGUUCUCCAUCACCUCAGCAUCAAGAGGGCCAUCCAGGUCCUCCGCCUCAACUGCUACGAGCCCAACUGCCUCAGGCGACGACCCUCCGAUGAGACCAACAUCACACCAGCAGAGAUCGCCCAGUGGACCAACCACAGAGUGAUGGAGUGGCUCCGAUCUGUGGAUUUGGCAGAAUACGCUCCCAAUCUGAGGGGCAGCGGCGUUCAUGGUGGAUUGAUGGUGUUGGAGCCCCGCUUCAACGUGGAGGCGCUCGCCCUUCUGCUCAACAUUCCUCCCAACAAAACCCUGCUGAGACGCCACCUGGCAACACAUUUCCACCUGCUCAUCGGCUCUGAGGCGCAGCGGCUCAAACAAGACUGUCUGGAAAACCCAGACUACACUGUCCUCACAGCCACUGCCAAGGUCAAGCCUAGACGCAUGUCAUUUGGAGGUUUCGGCACUUUGAGGAAGAAACGUCAUGAUGAUGGCGAGGAGUACAUCUGCCCUAUGAACGUGGAAAUGCCCAAGAACAGCAGCUUCCAGAGAGGCCUCCGGAUCUACAAUGAACACCUUGACCACCUCGAACAGAUGGAAGACUCUGAAGGGACUGUGAGACAGAUAGGAGCUUUUUCUGAAGAAAUCAACAAUCUAACGAGCAUGCUGAAGGAAGAUGAGUUUUUUCCUGAGAUCUCUGUUGACGCGGCAAAACCUGACCACAACUCUGGUGUGUGAUUUAGAUGCUUUGGGAAAGUAAACCAAACUGUGCCAUCCAGAAUCCAAAUCCGUCCACCUCUGGACCAGCCUGUAGAGCUUGUGAGACCUCCACUGUUACAGCCUUCUCAUCAGUCAGAAGUACAGCCAUAACUUUGAUGACCAUUCAUAUAUUUAUUGAAGCUGUCCAAAAUGUAAUGCAUGAACUGAAAAUGCAAGGUUUUAUUGUAUUAAUGUACCUCUUACUAUUCAAGCAUUAGUUUUUUGUCUCAGUUAUCAGUGAGGUAAGCAUAUGUUAGUUUGUUUUAAUCCUCUCGUUUAUUUUGAGUGUAGUUCUGAAGUUUUUAUGUCGUCAGCUGCAGUCACAUUCAUUUUGGUUUGUGGUACGUAAAGUUGCUUUAUGUUAUCUUCUGAGAUGAGUUCAUUUAAAUAACAGCAAGCAUCCUCUCAUUUACUGCUGGUGAUAUUCAGCAGAAUGGUUUUAUAUGUCCAGGUUUUGAGAGUUGUGCCUCCACUCCAGUCCGAUAUGUGGGUGAUGGGGAUUUUGUGUGUGGUGCUCACUGCUGUGAAAAGUUUUUUUUUAAUAACCGUGUCUCUUAAGACAGAGAUCUCAGAGGCAGAUAUCUUAAAACCUGAACUAAUAAUAUCAAACUAUCUGCAUGGCUACUGGCUAGAUACCACCAGGAAGGAAGUGAGAAAUGUUUUGUUCUUGGUUUGACAUUUUGAGAAAUGCCCUGUUUUGCUUUCUUUCCAAGGAUUAGGAGAGGGGAUCGCUGUCACUCUUAUGUCUGUGUUUUACAUAUGAAGGCGAUUAGCUUAGCAUAAAGACGACCAGAACCUCUAAAGCUCACUAAUUAACACGUUUCAUCUCUUUUGCUGAAAUGCUGUUCACCACAAAAUUGUUAGUUCUCCCUAAAAGCACAAACUGAUUAAUGAGCUUAGAGGUGCUGGUGUAUUUUUAAGCUAGCCCCUCUAGCUCGUCUAACUCUUUCUCCGAAUGUCAAACUCUUCCUUUAAAAAAAAAAACAAAACGGCAUGACUGCAAAGAUGGAAACCAAAGUCUUGUUUUUAAAUUUUUGGUAAUAAAAACAGAAAAUCCAUUUUCAUUGUUUGGAUUUUUUUCAAAAAUAUGGUUGUAUGCUAUAUUUACCUGCUGUCAGUGUGUUUCCUACAAUAGAUAACAGUCAGCAUGACCCCGGUUUGGAGAAGCAGGCAGAAGUACCACCAAGGAGGGGAAGUAAUGUACUGCGUUGGAUGGGGCCAGCAACAAAACAUACCGCUUUACCUUGGUGCCAGACAGCCCUCUCUUAACAGGUAAAUGAAGUCGUAAUCAUCUGUUCCAUGUUGAAGAGGGCCGUCUGACGGCAAGGUAAAGCUGUGAAAACAUUAUAAAUUAUACUGUACGCUUAAACUGAUACUGACUUUAUGUGGCUAAAAUAGGUUUUGCUGCUGCCCUUGUCUACAGCCGUACAUGGCUUAUCUUCAGUGGCAGUACUCCGUGUCUGCUUCUCCAAACAGGUAGCGUGCUGUCGGACAGUGAGUCAAUCAAAAUACAAAAUAAUAAAGUGUCAAAAAUUCAA
Epinephelus lanceolatus (giant grouper) is the source of this 4427-nucleotide messenger RNA. NCBI's taxonomy places the organism in Eukaryota, Metazoa, Chordata, Actinopteri, Perciformes, Serranidae. The record is from RefSeq and is a predicted model, not a curated record.